Molecule: messenger RNA, 14092 nt
Organism: Coregonus sp. 'balchen'
Lineage: Eukaryota; Metazoa; Chordata; Actinopteri; Salmoniformes; Salmonidae
Source: the annotation of a GenBank genome assembly
AUGUGUUUACUUCCUUUGACAGAUCUGAGGUGCAAGUUGAGUCUCUUCGCAGCAAUGGGAAAUUCAAACUCCUGUUGUAACAAUCUGGGGAUCCCCCCAGCAAAAGGGCCCAAUGCCGUGGGAUGUUCAGAUUUCAUGAUGGAUCACACUGUAGAGGUAAACAGUGUUGUUGUUGUCAUCUUAAAUACGAAACUAACUGGUAACAACUAUUGAAACUGUCAGACUGGUCUCAUAGACUAGACGUAACAUAGUAAACGUAAAUCUGGGAGACUGAAAUUAGUAUGACAUGUUACCUUUGGUAUGGUUACAUAAGAUAGGUUACUUAAGGCAUUAAGGCAAAAACGUAUAACGCAAAGAUUGCUUUUUCUAAUCUCAUCAUGGACAACUUUAGCAUUUUAGUUAAUUAGCAACUGUGCAACUACAUAGCUACUAAUUUUAAGCUAAUUUGCAACUACUUAGCAUGUAACGCUUACCCUCCCCCUAACCUUAACUAUUUUUGCUAACCCUUCCCCUAACAUUAACCCUUUUAGCUAACCUUAACCCUUUAACCUUACUCCUAACCUUAACGCCUAGAGCUAGCAAACGUUAGCCACCUAGCUAACGUGAGCUGCAACAAAUUGGAAUUUGUAACAUAUCAUAGGUUUUGUACAUUCAUAACUUAUUGUACAUUUUGGUAUUUCCUAACAUUAUAAGAAUUGUAAUUCAUAACAUAUUGUACAAAUUGCAAAUUCGUAAUAUAUCAUACGAAAUGGAUUAUGAAAAUCCACAAAUUAAUACAUAGUAUAUGAAACAUAACAUAUCAUACCAAAUGAUUGAUCAUACUAAAUGGAGUGUCUCGGAUUCACCUAUAGAAUAAGAGGAAAUGCUCUGAGACCAUGCUGAAACUGUCUGUCACUAGGGCACCUUCUUUCGGCUAUACUAUCCAUGUGUAGCAUACGAGGAUGCUGAAAAACCAGACUGGAUCCCAAGCAGAGAAUAUUUCAAUGGGCUUGCAGACUUCAUGAAAAUCAACAGAGGCCUGAGUGAAAAGAUUUUUGAUUACCUCUUUGGUAAAUAUGUUUAUUCUAUGAUAUACAUUAACAUUUAGUUUCUUUUAGCUAUAGUGAUCCUGGAACUCAGGUAGGCUAGAUGUACCAUGUUUUAUGCAGUGUACAGUAUAUGUUAUUCAAUUACUCACAAACUGUAUGAGUUGUUAUAACAUGUUGUUUCUGUUUUUUUGUAAAGGAUCUUUUAAGAUACCUGCUGCCAUGAAUGCCCCGUAUAAACAGAAUGGGAAGUGUCCAGUUGUUGUGUUCUCUCAUGGACUUGGUGCUUUCAGGUACAAACAGAAGUGAUCAUUUAUUGUUCACAUUACAUGUACAGUGCCUUCAGAAAGUAUUCAGACCCCUUGACUUUUUCCACAUUUUAUUAUGUUACAGCCUGAAUUUAAAAUGGAUUAAAUUGAGAUUUUGUGUCACUGGUCUACAUUUACAUUUUAGUCAUUUAGCAGACGCUCUUAUCCGAGAGUGACUUACAGUUAGUGAGUGCAUAAAUUAUUUGUUUUUAUUUUUUCAUACUGGCCCCCCGUGGGAAUCGAACCCACAACCCUGGCGUUGCAAAUGCUCUACCAACCACUCGGGAGGUUACUACACACAAUACUCCAUAAUGUCAAAGUGGACUUAUGUUUUUUGACACUUUUACAAAUUAAUUAAAAAUGAAAGCUGAAAAAUGUUGAGUCAAUAAGUAUUCAACUCCUUUGUUACCGAUUUGUCCAGUUUAAUCCCACGUGUAACACAACAAAAUGUGGAAAAAGGGGUGUGAAUACUUCCUAAAGGCACUGUACAUUCUCCACAUGAUAUGAUAUGGACAUUAUUUUAUGCCUUACGUCUUUUCCCCCCAGAACUUUAUAUUCAGCCAUAUGCGCAGAACUGGCCUCACAGGGCUUCAUAGUGGCAGCAGUGGAACACAGGUACUCCACAUGCUCUCUACACACUCUCUCUCCCAUUCUCUACACACAGUCUCUGUCCACUUCAUUCAUGAAAAGAGACUUUGAAAAGCGCUCCCUAAUCCAGUGGACAGAGGAAGGGAUGUUCCAGUCGACAUUACAUUUACUUAAGCUAACAAUGACAAAGGACUCUCCAUAAAUACACAGACAGUCUCCCCCACAUAGGCAGCAGGCGUGAGCGGCCUGCCUGUUUAUCUCAGGGAGGGUGGGAGUGGGAAGGGUGUGCAGACAAUGGUACGAACUAGGUUAUCACAUUUCUAUCAGUAUGGAGUGCUGGGACUAUAUGGAUAACAGAAUGGCUGUUCUAUGGCCUAACCCCGCCUGUCCUGUCAUGGGGUUAAGCUUUCUGCUGUGGACUUCGGUGUAAUUGUGCGCGUCUGUCAGCAUUUUACAACAACCAAAAUAAUAGAAUGUCAGUAUUUGUGCCGCUGAAAGAUAUUUCUUAUUUGUUGUUUUACUCUAGGGAUGAAUCUGCCGCUGCCACAUUCUUCUACCAUGGAAAGACUGAAGAGCCUGACGAGAAAGAAGAGGCGUCGGCGACUAAACCCAACCCUGAGGCCCCAGAGAACCUGGUAGAGGAAUGGAUGUACUACAGGUCUCUGAAACCAGGCGAGAGUGAAUUCCCCCUCAGGAAUAAACAGGUACACAUAGUAAUAUACAGAAUUGAAUAUGUCACAUACAAUGUAAUGUGUAGAUUUCUUUAUCUGCUUGUUUGAUCCAUUCCUCAGGACCCUACAUUUGAGUAAUACAUUUGACAUGAAUGUAAUACCACUACUGCCAUAACAUUGUGGAAUAUUGUAUUUCUCCACAUUUGCAUUGCCUUCUGUUAGGAAGACAAUUUCAAUUUUCUACAUGUAAUUUAACUGUCUUUCUAGGUGAAACAGAGAGCCGAUGAAUGCAUAAAGGCUUUGGAUACACUGAUCCAAAUCAACUCAGGAAAGAAGAUGGAGAACGUGCUUGGGACAGAGUUUGACUGGAUGACUUUGGCGGUGACUUUUUAUGUCUGAAAUGGAACAAUCAGCAGCUCUUUAACACUUUUGUGUUCUCUGCUGUUGCAAAUGGCUGAAUACACUGCAUUUAGACAAUGCUCAACCUAUUCACAACACACCAAUUUAAACCCUUUAUACAGUGAGGGAAAAAAGUAUUUGAUCCCCUGCUGAUUUUGUACGUUUGCCCACUGACAAAGAAAUGAUCAGUCUAUAAUUUUAAUGGUAGGUUUAUUUGAACAGUGAGAGACAGAAUAACAACAAAAAAAUCAAUAAAAACGCAUGUCAAAAAUGUUAUAAAUUGAUUUGCAUUUUAAUGAGGGAAAUAAGUAUUUAACCCCCUCAAUCAGAAAGAUUUCUGGCUCCCAGGUGUCUUUUAUACAGGUAACGAGCUGAGAUUAGGAGCACACUCUUAAAGGGAGUGCUCCAAAUCUCAGCUUGUGGAGUUGCAAUGAUCAUGAGAACGGUGAGGAAUCAGCCCAGAACUACGCGGGAGGAUCUUGUCAAUGAUCUCAAGGGAGCUGGGACCAUAGUCACCAAGAAAACAAUUGUUAACACACUACGCUGUGAAGGACUGAAAUCCUGCAGCGCCCAGAAGGUCCCCCUGCUCAAGAAAGCACAUAUACAGGCCCGUCUGAAGUUUGCCAAUGAACAUCUGAAUGAUUCAGAGGAGAACUGGGUGAAAGUGUUGUGGUCAGAUGAGACCAAAAUCGAGCUCUUUGCCAUCAACUCAACUCGCCGUGUUUGGAGGAGGAGGAAUGCUGCCUAUGAACACCAUCCCCACCGUCAAACAUGGAGGUGGAAAUAUGAUGCUUUGGAGGGUGUUUUUCUGCUAAGGGGACAGGACAACUUCACCGCAUCAAAGGGACGAUGGACGGGGCCAUGUACCGUCAAAUCUUGGGUGAGAACCUCCUUCCCUCAGCCAGGGCAUGGAAAAUGGGUCGUGGAUGGGUAUUCCAGCAUGACAAUGACCCAAAACACACAGUCAAGGCAACAAAGGAGUGGCUCAAGAAGAAGCACAUUAAGGUCCUGGAGUGGCCUAGCCAGUCUCCAGACCUUAAUCCCAUAGAAAAUCUGUGGAGGGAGCUGAAGGUUCGAGUUGCCAAACGUCAGCCUCGAAACCUUAAUGACUUGGAGAAGAUCUGCAAAGAGGAGUAGGACAAAAUCCCUCCUGAGAUCUGUGCAAACCUGGUGGCCAACUACAAGAAACGUCUGACCUCUGUGAUUGCCAACAAGGGUUUUGCCACCAAGUACUAAGUCAUGUUUUGCAGAGGGGUCAAAUACUUAUUUCCCUCAUUAAAAUGCAAAUCAAUUUAUAACAUUUUUGACAUGUGUUUUUCUGGAUUUUUUUGUUGUUAUUCUGUCUCUCACUGUUCAAAUAAACCUACCAUUACAAUUAUAGACUGAUCAUGUCUUUGUCAGUGGGCAAACGUACAAAAUCAGCAGGGGAUCAAAUACUUUUUUCCCUCACUUUAACCCCUUUUUUGUAGAGGAAACAAAAUAACCAAGGCCACCUGUUUUUCAUCAGUUAAAUGACAGAUUUUAAAGGGAUAUUCUUCCACCUGACAGUUUUUGAUAACUGUUUUUACAUAUUCCUCCACAUUGGAUAAUAAAACAGGUCCUAAGAGUUGUGCGUGAACAAUUGAUUAGUAUUCAGUUAACUUGUGUAUGAACCUGUAGUACGAUUACUUGUCUUCUGUUUGAAUCAUACCCUGGCAUUUCAAAUCAUAUCCUAUGAUGCUGGUAAUGAAUGACAUCACCCUGUAUCUCCUCUUUCCCAGAACUCUAUGGACUUGUGCCGGAUAGCAGUGAUGGGCCAUUCUUUCGGUGGAGCAACAGUGAUCGAAGCCCUCUGCAAAGAGGUCAACUUCAAGUAAGAGCUAUCCCUCUCAAUUUAGUCACAUUUAAACAGUCGUUUCAGUUUUCAAAUGUAGAUUACAUUUCUCUCUCGACAAAAGUUUAAUCAAAAGUAAUUAAAUGGCACAUUAAGAUGUGGUUUCGAUGGUUGGUUGGAACGUGGUGCUUGAACACCAGAGUUGUGAGUUUGAUUCCCCAUGGUCCUAUAUUGUAUACUGAAAAUAUAUUGUACAGUGUCACUUUGGAUAAAAAUGUAUACUAAAUCAGUGUUUCUCAACCCUCAAUGUGAUGUUGCAGACCAGUCCUUUAGAUGUUUGGCUUACACCAAUAAGUCAGUUUUUCAAGUGCUAGAGAGGACCCACAAGUCCCUAGCUCUCUUGCUAAGUUACCAUAUUAUAUCAAUAAUAAUGCUAUUCUACACAUUUUGUCAUGAGGCUGAGAUAAAAUGUUGCAGUUUUUAAGGCCCAGUGCAGUACAAAACAAAGAUUUCCCUGUAUUUUAUAAAAAAAAUUCCACACUAUGAGGUUGGAAUAAUACUGUGAAAUUGUGAAAUUAUGAUAAUGCCCUUUUAGUGUCAGAGCUGUUUGGAGUUUUGGCCUGCUGACAAUAAUGACCAAUAAGAAAGAAAGAGUUCCAACCCUUUCUGCCAAUAACAGCUAGUUUUCAGUUUCCCCCUCCCCACUCACAGUCGUUGUUAAAUUCUUGCUUGAGAAAUUAGUCUUUGCUAAGAAGCAAUUUUAGUUUCUUUUUUUACCAUUUAAUUGAAAACAAUCACAGUAAGGUACUUAAUUGUUACCCAGAAAUGAUUUGAUGUUGAGAUAAAAACAGCUGCAUUGGACCUUUAACAUAACUUGUCAAGAGGUUUGGAUCUCUUGGCUACCCCUCAAACUCACAAUAAUAUUAGUUGUACAAUGAACAAAAAUAUAAACACAACAUGCAACAAUUUCAAAGAUUUUACUGAGUUACAGUUCAUAUAAGGAAAUCAGUCAAUUGAAAAAAUUUAAUUAGGCUCUAAUAUAUGGAUUUCACAUGACUGGGAAUACAGAAAUGCAUCUGUUGGUCACAGAUACCUUUAAAAAAAAAAGUAGGGUGUGGAUCAUAAAUUCAGUCAGUAUCUGGUGUGACCACCAUUUGCCUCAUGCAGUGCGACACAUCUCCUUCGCAUAGAGUUGAUCAGGCUGUUGAUUGUGGCCUGUGGAAUGUUGUCCCACUCCUCUUCAAAGACUGUGCGAAUUUGCUGGAUAUUGGCGGGAACUGGAACAUGCUGUCGUACACGUCUGAAGAACUGGGACAUUUUCAGCUUCCAGGAAUUGUAUAGAUCCUUGCGACAUGGGGCCGUGCAUUAUCAUGCUGAAACAUGAGGUGAUGGCGACGGAUAAAUGGCACAACAGUCGGCCUCAAUCUCGUCAUGGUAUCUCUGUGCAUUCAAAAUUGCCAUCGAUAAAAUGCAAUUGUGUUCAUUGUCCGUAGCUUAUGCCGGCCCAUACAUAACCCCACCGCCACCAUGGGGCACUCUGUUCACAACGUUGACAUCGGCAAACCUCUCGCCCACACGACACCAUACACGCCGUCUGCCAUCUGCCCGGUACAGAUGAAACCGGGAUUGAUCAGUGAAGAGCACACUUCUCCAGGAUGUCAGUGGCCAUCGAAGGUGAGCAUUUUCCCACAAAAGUUGGUUACGACGCCAAACUGCAAUCAGGUGAAGACCCUAGUGAGGACGACAAGCAUGCAGAUAAGCUUCCCUAAGAAGGUUUAUGACAGUUUGUGCAGAAAUUCUUCGUUGUGCAAAUCCACAGUUUCAUCAGCUGUCCGGAUGGCUGGUCUCAGACGAUCCCGCAGGUAAAGAAGCCAGAUGUGGAGGUCCUGGGCUGGUGUGGUUACACGUCCUCUGCGGUUCUCUAACAUUAGGUUGGAGACGGCUUGUGGUAGAGAAAUUAACAUUCAAUUCUCUGGCAACAGCUUUGGUGGACAUUCCUAUAGUCAGCAUACCAAUUGCACGCUCCCUCAACUUGUGGCAUUGUGUUGUGUGACACAACAGCACGUUUUAGAGUGGCCUUUUGUCUCCAGCACAAGGUGCACCUGUGUAAUGAUCAUGCUGUUUAAUCAGCUUCUUGAUAUACCACGCCUGUCUGGUGGAUGGAUUAUCUUGGCAAAGGAGAAAUACUAACAGGGAUGUAAACAAAUUUGUGCGCAAUCUGAGAGAAAUAAGCUUUUUGUUCGUGUGGAAUAUUUCUGGGAUCUUUUUAUUUCUGCUCAUGAAUCCAACACUUUACAUGUUGCGUUUAUAUUUUUGUUCAGUGUAUAUGCUGUUGAUCUCCUCAGGUGUGGCAUUGCCCUGGACUCGUGGAUGCUCCCCCUGGAUGAGGAGAUCAACGUCAGGGUAAAGCAGCCCAUCUUCUUCAUCAACUCUGAGAAGUUCCAGUGGGCCGGGAACAUCAUGCCCAUGAGGAAACUGGUACCACCUGACUCCACCUCCACGCAGAGGAAAAUGGUCACCAUUAAGUACGGAAAGAGUAUACAUUCAUUGUGACUGAGAUGACAUGUGAAAGAUGAUAGAUUCGAUUAGUUUUCCACACCUAUUUGGUUUAGUUGAUCUGUGCACAAAAGACCAAACAAAACAAACACUUUCUCUGAAUCCACUCUGGUCUGCUGUCGUUUAUCUCGUGUCUGGCACUUACAAAACCACUUCCUGAUUUGAAACCAGUCUAUCAGUGCAAGAAAAACCUCAGAGUUGUGUGUUGUUCUCAAAGGAGGAACUUAUUUUCACAGUCCAAUGUUACAAUUCACAAUCCAAAGAACACACAUUUACCUCAAUUUUUACAGUGCAUUCGGAAAAUAUUCUGACCCCUUGACUUCAACAUUUUGUUAAUUUACAGCCUUAUGCUAAAAUUGAUUAAAUUGUUGUUUUUCCUCAUCAUGACAAUGACAAUGCAAAAACAGGUUUUUAGAAAUUUGUGCUCAUUUAUUAAAAAAUGUAAACUGAAAUAUGACAUUUUACAUAAGUAUUCAGAGCCUUUACUCAGUACUUUGUCGAAGCACCUUUGGCAGCAAUUACAGCCUUGAGUCUUCUUGGGUAUUAUGCUACAUGCUUGGCACACCUGUAUUUGGGGAGUUUCUCUCAUUCUUCUCUGCAGAUCCUCUCAAGCUCUGUCAGGUUGGAUGGGGAGCGUUGCUGCACAGCUAUUUUCAGGUCUCUCUAGAGAUGUUCAAUCGGGUUCAAUUCCGGGCUCUGGCUGGGCCACUCAAGGACAUUCAGUCGGUCACUUGUCCCGAAGCCACUACUGCAUUGUCUUGGCUGUGUGCUUAGGAUUGUUGUCCUGUUGGAAGGUGAACCUUCGCCCCAGUCUGAGGUCCUGAGAGUGCUAGAGCAGGUUUUCAUCAAAUAUCUCUCUGUACUUUGCUCCGUUAAUCUUUCCCUCGAUCCUGACUGGUCUCCCAGUCCCUGCCGCUGAAAAACAUCAAAUCAAAUUUUAUUUGUCACAUGCUCCGAAUACAACAGGUCUAGACCUUACAGGGAAAUGCUUAAAAGCCCUUAACCAACAAUGCGGAAAGAAUACCAAAAUCAAAUAAUACAAUAUAAAAUAAUAUGAAAUAAAAGUAACAAAUAAUUAAAGAGCAGCAGUAAAAACAACAAUAGCGAGGCUAUAUACAGGGGGUACCGGUACAGAGUCAGUGUGCGGGUGCACCGGUUAGUCGAGGUAUUUGGGGUAAUAUGUACAUGUAGGUAGAGUUAUUAAAGUGACUAUGCAUAGAUAAUAAACAGAGUAGCAGCAGCGUAAAAGAGGGGUGGGGGCAAUGCAAAUAGUCUGGGUAGCCAUUUGAUUAGAUGUUCAGGAGUCUUAUGGCUUGGGGGUAGAAGCUGUUUAAAAGCCUCUUGGACCUAGACUUGGCGCUCCGGGACCGCUUGCCGUGCGGUAGCAGAGAGAACAGUCUAUGACUAGGGUAUCUGGAGUCUUUGACAAUUUUUAGGGCCUUCCUCUGACACCACCUGGUAUAGAGGUCCUGGAUGGCAGGAAGCUUGGCCCCAGUGAUGUACUGGGCCGUACGCACUACCCUCUGUAGUACCUUGCGGUCGGAGGCCGAGCAGUUGCCAUACCAGGCAGUGAUGCAACCAGUCAGGAUGCUCUCGAUGGUGCAGCUGUAGAACCUUUUGAGGAUCUGAGGACCCAUGCCAAAUAUUUUCAGUCUCCUUAGGGGGAAUAGGUUUUGUUGUGCCCUCUUCACGACUGUCUUGGUGUGCUUGGACCAUGUUAGUUUGUUGGUGAUGUGGACUUGAAGCUCUCAACCUGUUCCUGCUCGGUCCUCUUAUUUUUCCUGUAGUCCACAAUCAUCUCCUUUGUCUUGAUCACGUUGAGGGAGAGGUUGUUGUUCUGGCACCACACAGCCAGGUCUCUGACCUCCUCCCUAUAGGCUGUCUCAUCGUUGUCGGUGAUCAUGCCUACCACUGUUGUGUCAUCGGCAAACUUAAUGAUGGUGUUGGAGUUGUGCCUGGCCAUGCAGUCAUGAGUGAACAGGGAGUACAGGAGGGGACUGAGCAUGCACCCCUGAGGGGCACACGUGUUGAGGAUCAGCGUGGCGGAUGUGUUGUUACCUACCCUUACCACUUGGGGGUGGCCCAUCAGGAAGUCCAGGAUCCAGUUGCAGAGGGAGGUGUUUAGUCCCAGGGUCCUUAGCUUAGUGAUGAGCUUUGAGGGCACUAUGGUGUUGAACGCUGAGCUGUCGACAAUGAAUAGCAUUCUCACAUAGGUGUUCCUUUUGUCCAGGUGUGAAAGGGCAGUGUGGAGCGCAAUAGAGAUUGCAUCAUCUGUGGAUCUGUUGGGCGAUAUGCAAAUUGGAGUGUGUCUAGGGUUUCUGUGAUAAUGGUGUUGAUGUGAGCCAUGACCAGCCUUUCAAAGCACUUCAUGGCUACAGACGAGAGUGCUAUGGGUCGGUAGUCAUUUAGGCAGGUUACCCUAGUGUUCUUGGGCACAUGGACUAUGGUGGUCUGCUUGAAACAUGUUGGUAUUACAGACUCAGACAGGGAGAGGUUGAAAAUGUCAGUGAAGACACUUGCCAGUUGGUCAGCGCAUGCUCAGAGUACACGUCCUGGUAAUCCGUCUGGCCCUGCGGCCUUGUGAAUGUUGACCUGUUUAAAGGUCUUACUCACAUCGGCUACGGAGAGCGUGAUCACACAGUCGUCCGGAACAGCUGAUGCUCUCAUGCAUGUUUCAGUGUUACUUGCCUCGAAGCGAGAAUAUAAGUAAUUUAGCUCGUCUGGUAGGCUCGUGUCACUGGGCAGCUCUCGGCUGUGCUUCCCUUUGUAGUCUGUAAUAGUUUGCAAGCCCUGCCACAUCCGGCGAGCUUCGGAGCCGGUGUUGUACGAUUCAAUCUUAGUCCUGUAUUGACGCUUUGCCUGUUUGAUGGUUCGUCGGAGGGCAUAGAGGGAUUUCUUAUAAGCUUCCGGGUUAGAGUCCCGCUCCUUGAAAGCGGCAGCUCUACCCUUUAGCUCAGUGCGGAUGUUGCCUGUAAUCCAUGGCUUCUGGUUGGGGUAUGUACGUACAGUCACUGUGGGGACGACAUCAUCGAUGCACUGAUGUGGUGUACUCCUCAAUGCCAUCGGAAGAAUCCCGGAACAUAUUCCAGUCUGUGCUAGCAAAAAAGUUCUGUAGCUUAGCAUCUGCUUCAUCUGACCACUUUUUUAUUGACCGAGACACUGGUGCUUCCUGCUUUAGUUUUUGCUUGUAUGCAGGAAUCAUGAGGAUAGAAUUAUGGUCAGAUUUUCCAAAUUUAGGGCGAGGGAGAGCUUUGUACGUGUCUCUGUGUGUGGAGUAAAGGUGGUCUAGAGUUUUUUUCCCUCUGCUUGCACAUUUAACAUGCUGAUAGAAAUUAGUUCAAACGGAUUUAAGUUUCCCUGCAUUAAAGUCCCCGGCCACUAGGAGCGCCGCCUCUGGAUUAGCGUUUUCCUGUUUGCUUAUGGCCGUAUACAGUUCAUUGAGUGCGGUCUUAGUGCCAGCAUCGGUUUGUGGUGGUAAAUAGACAGUUACGAAAAUAUAGAUAAACUCUCUUGGUAGGUAGUGUGGUCUACAGCUUAUCAUAAGAUACUCUACCUCAGGCGAGCAAACAGCUGUUGUUUACAAAUAUACAUAGACCGCCACCCUUUGUCUUACCAGAGGCUGCCGUUCUAUCCUGCCGAUACAGUGUAUAACCCGCCAUCUAUAUGUUAUUUAUGUCAUCGUUCAGCCACAACUCGGUGAAACAUAGGAUAUUACAGUUUUUAAUGUCCCGUUGGUAGGAUGUUCGUCCAUUUUAUUAUCAAGCGAUUGUAAGUUGGCCAGUAGUAUCAAUGGCAAAGGCAGAUUUGCCAUUUGUCGCCGGCUCCUUACCAAGCACCCCGAUCUCCUUCCGCGAUAUCUCCUUUUCUUUCUACUCCGAAUGACGGGGAUGAGGGCCCUGUCGGGUGUCUGGAGCAAAUUGUCCGACUCAUAAAAUAAAAAUUAUUCGUCCAGUUCAAGGUGAGUAAUCGCUGUCCAGAAGCUCUUUUCGGUCAUAAGAGACGGUAGCAGCAACAUUGUGUACAAAAGAAGUUAAAAACAAUGCGAAAAAACACACAAAAGAGCACGGUUGGUUAAGAGUCCAUAAAACGGCAGCCAUCCCCUCCGGUGCCAUUACUGAGAUAACCAUAGCAUGAUGCUGCCACCACCAUGCUUCACCGUAGGGAUGGUGCCAGGUUUCCUCCAGACGUGACACUUGGCCAAAGAGUUCAAUCUUGGUUUCAUCAGACCAGAGAAUCUUGUUUCUCAUGGUCUGAGAGUCUUUAGGUGCCUUUUGGCAAACUCCAAGCGGGCUGUCAUGUGCCUUUUACUGAGGAGUGGCUUUCGUCUGGCCCCUCUACCAUAAAGGCCUGAUUGGUGGAGUGCUGCAGAGAUGGUUGUCCUUCUGGAAGUUUCUUCCAUCUCCACAGAGGAACUCUGGAGCUCUGUCAGAGUGACCAUCGGGUUCUUGGUCACCUCCCUGACCAUGGCCCUUCUCCCCCGAUUGCUCAGUUUGGCUGGGCGGCCAGCUCUAGGAUGCGUCUUGGUGGUUCCAAACUUCUUCAAUUUAAGAAUGAUGGAGGCCACUGUGUUCUUGGGUACCUUCAAUGCUGCAGAAAUGUUUUGGUACCCUUCCCCAGAUCUCUGCCUCGACACAAUCCUGUCUCCGAGCUCUAUGGACAAUUCCUUCGACGUCAUGGCUUGGUUUCUGCUCUGACAUGCACUGUCAACAGUGGGACCUUAUAUAGACAGGUGUGUGCCUUUCCAAAUCAUGUCCAAUCAUUUGAAUUUACCACAUGUGCACUCCAAUCAAGUUGUAGAAACAUCUCAAGGAUUAUCAAUGGAAACAGGAUGCACCUGAGCUCAAUUUCGUGUCUCAUAGCAAAGGGUCUGAAUAUUAUGUAAAUAAGGUAUGUUUUUUAUUUUUAAUAGAUUACAAAAAAUUUCUAAAAAUCUGUUUUCACUUUGUCAUUAUGGGGAAUUGUGUGUAGAUUGAUGAGGAUAUUUUUCUCUUUAAUCAAUUUUAGAAGAAAACUAACGUAACAAAAUGUGGAAAAAGUCAAUGCGUCAGAAUACUUUCCGAAUGCACUGUAUGUGAGAAGCACAUCAUGACAUUUGUGUUGUCCUUUUUGCUUCUGUGGCUGACCCUGGCUUUGGACUCCGCAGGGUCUGUGUGUGUGUGUGCGUGCAUGUGUUUCUCAGGAAGUUGGGUUAAUCGAAAAUAAAUAUAUUUCUGUGAUGUGAAAAUUAUAAUGGACACUCAAGUAUUCUUCUUCUGUUCUCUUCUCCCCCCACAGGGGAACCGUUCACCAGAGCUUCCCAGACUUCACCUUCCUGACAGGCAACUGGAUCGGGAAGAUCCUGAAGCUGAAAGGAGAGAUUGACCCUCAGGUCGCCAUCGAUCUCUGUACUAAAGCAUCGCUAGCGUUCCUGCAGCGACAUCUAGGUAAGGAUCUGUAUGGUGUACAUUUGAUUUGUAAACAAGGGUUGCUUCAACAGUUGCCUGGAAACCCAAUGUUGAAUUGCAUUCUACGUUGGGCAGAAAUGAGCAUUUGAAUCAGGAAAGUUUCCUCUCACAACCUCUACAAGCUAGAAUGUUUAAUCAAAUUGUAUUUUAACGUACUUUACCGGUUGGUCCUUUCCUGAUUCAAACGCUCAUUUCUGCCCGACAAUUCUAUUUCGGGUGACCAGGCAACUUCAACAGGUGCAUCAGACAUGUUCAAAUGUCAUUCUGUGUGCGGGAGAUUAUUUCCUUCUGAAUGUUUUUUCAUUUGAUAAAACAGAGGAAGCAAAGUAAUUUCCUUGUGUCAAUUGUGUUUGCCUUUGUUUUGCAGGUAUGGAUAAAGACUUCAAUCAAUGGGACCAUCUAAUAGAGGGCAAGGACGACAACCUCAUUCCAGGCACCAAUGUCACAGAAAUACCUUAGUUCAGUUCCAUCUAAACUUUGGACUUUACACAAUACCACUAGCUGAACUCAAGGUGACAAUAUUUGCUGCACUGAGCCUUGAAAUUGUUUCAUCAUGGACAAAAUGUAAAAUCAAUUCAAAGCAAUUUCUACUACAGGCAAUCUUUACCAGUAACAAAUUAUGAUUGCUUGGAGAGGGGGUAUAUCUCCAAGUAUUGGGAUAAACAGCUUUUUUAGUUUCAUAGUAUGUAUAUAGAGCAGCUAAGAACACAAUUUGCUGUACUCAUCAGUAUCUUUGUACCUGAACCAAAUUGUGGUUGCAGUGUGCUAUGCGAUUAUACACCUGUAUGGGAUAUUAUACAAGAGUACGGUUUAGACAUUUAGUUGAUCAAGGAGUCUUUGUUAAUAUAGUUCAAAGAUUUCAUUUUAUAACCCCCAGAUGGUUCAUGUGAUUAUGACUUUGGUUAAAUAUAUUAUUUAGCAUGAUUGCACAGAAUACAGAUUGAGAUAAUGUAGCGAAGAUGCAACAAGAAUCUAACAAAUUGAUGACACUUCGCUCACAAAGGAUGAGAUGUUUCUUGAUUCCUUUGAACCAGAGCCAUAAAUAUGUCAUGUGCCUUACCCUACAGCAGCCUACCUUUGUUCUUCCUCCUGGGUUGUUUUUGUUAGUCACCAAACGGAAAACUCACUAAAACAACCUGAACUUGUCCAAUGAGAAACGCUCCUUUCCGUUUUCUGUUGGAAAACUAAUGCAGUUUCCCAACUCCUCGAGUAUCCCCAACAGCACACAUUUUUGUUGUAGCCCCGGACAAACUGAUUCAACUUAGAGGGCUUGAUGAUUAGUUGACAA